Messenger RNA from Elephantulus edwardii (Cape elephant shrew), 1473 nucleotides. Its product is annotated as ankyrin repeat domain-containing protein 33B-like. Lineage: Eukaryota; Metazoa; Chordata; Mammalia; Macroscelidea; Macroscelididae. Bases 1 to 1473 code for a protein of 490 amino acids. The record is from RefSeq and is a predicted model, not a curated record. Gene Ontology annotation, molecular function: protein binding. The transcript is spliced from 4 exons.
AUGGUGCUGCUGGCCGGGCCCGGGCCGGAGGGCGGCGGGACGCACUGCGUGUCCCCACAGCCGCCGUCCGCGCCCCGGGGAGAGCCUGCCGAGGGGGACCCCGAAGACUACGAGGACUACGAGGACUUCUCCGAACUGCCCGACACCCGCAGCAUCGCCUCGGACGAUUCCUUCUACCCUCCGGGCGGCGAGGAGGAGCACAGCGUCUGGAGCGUGGAGAGCAUCUCGGAGGACGUCCCGGAGGCGGCGUCCCUCCUGCGAGCUGCCUGCGCCAACGACGUGGAGCUGCUCCGGGCGCUGGUGCGCCGGGGGCCGCGGGCAGAGGAGGUGCUGGAGACAGACCGCAACGGCCGGACUGGCCUUAUUGUCGCCUGCUACCACGGCUUCGUGGACACCGUGGUGGUCCUAGCAGAAUGCCCCCACGUGGACGUCAACUGGCAGGACCACGAGGGGAACACCGCCCUCAUCAUAGCCGCUCAGGCAGGGCACGCCACCAUCACCAACUACUUGUUGAACUAUUUCCCGGGCCUGGACGUGGAGAGGAGGAACGUGUUCGGGUUCACAGCGCUGAUGAAAGCCGCCAUGCAGGGCCGGACCGAGUGCAUCCGCGCCCUAAUGCUGGCAGGGGCAGAUGUCAACGCCAAGGACCCCCGGCGCGGGAUGUCCCCGCAGGAGUGGGCAGCGUACACGGGCCGCUGGGAGGCCGUCCGCCUCUUCCGGAGGCUGCUGGAGCGGCCCUGCCCCGAGCAGUUUUCCGAAAAGUACAAGCCCGAGCUGCCGCUAGCCACAGAGACUCCGAAGUCCGCCGACUCCAAGAACUGCUUGCAGAGACUCGCCGCCUUCCUGCGCUCCGCUUUGACCCCGCGCUCGGUCCAGGGCCUGGAGGAUGGCGGAGCCCUGGACCACAUGGUCAGGAUGACCACCAGCCUCUACAGCCCGGCCGUGGCAGUGGCCUGCCAGACCGUCUGUCCCGAGGACCCACCCUGCGUCGGGAAAAGGCGGCUGGCGGUGCAGGAGAUCCUGGGGACCCGAGCGGACCGAAGCACUCCUGCCCAGGACAGGAACGAGGCUCAGGACCCUGAGUCACAAUGCCAGCCCUCCCGGUCCAGCGAGGUGUCCAGCGAGGGGUCCCGCAGAGCAAGCCUGGCCACACCCCCGCUGCGGGGCUCCCAGGUGGCCCCUCCCCCGCGGAAGGCCAGCCUCCUCCCGCUGCAACUGCUGAGAAGGAGCAGCGUGCGGCCGGGCGUGGUCAUCCCCAAGGUCAGGGUCAGCAAGGCGCCCGCGCCCACCUUCCACCCGGAGCGGGCAGCCUCCAGGGGCAACACCAAGGACAGCGCCCACCUGCAGAUCCCCAAAUGGCGCUACAAGGAGGCCAAGGAGGAGAAGAAGAAGGCGGAGGAGGCCGAGCGGAAGCGCGCAGCCGAGGCGCAGAAACAACGGCGGAAGUCAUCUCGUUUUAAGAAAAGGACGUGA